CACAUGAACCCGCGCCAAGAAUGAAGGCACUACCACUCUCAACGGGCCCAGGCUCAGGCUCAUGCUCAGGCACGCCGCAGGCCUAGGCACGAUGUGAAAGUGUAAGCGUGUGAUUUCACACUCUCUCUCUCUCUCUCUCUCUCUCACACACACACACACACACAUUCACACACGAGGGCACCAGGAAGAAGAAAGGCCCUAGAGGGUCAAGGCAGGGCAGGGCAGGAAGGGAGCGAGAGAGAGAGAGUUUGGAUCUGCGUUGAUCAAGAGUUGCAGUGUUGCGUUGCUAUUUUCCUAGCUUUUGUUUUUUUUGUUUUGUUUUGUUUUGUUUUGUUUUUUUUCAGUUACAGCACGACAAGCACGCAAGCACAGUGGUAGGACUCCGCAUACCCAGGAAUUUCUAGUGGUACUCUGGUACCGUUGUAGCAGUGUUGGUCGAGUGGGUCAGGUGGUGCGCGUGGAUGCAGAGCUGGGAUAGAGGCUUGGAGUGCAUGAGAUCCGGGCAGGCAGGCGAUGGAGGUGGAUGUGGGGGUGGCGACGACAUUGUGGCUGUGUGGCCGUCCUACGGGCGGGAGUCGGAGCCCCUUCUUCCCUUAUGUUUGUGUGUGUUAGGGCUCCGGUGAUUUUGGUUGGGCUGUGAGGAUUGAGUGCACGAGGAAAAGUCGGAAGGUAGCUGGAUCGGGUGAUGGUUUUUGGUAACUAUAGCAGGAACAGAAGGUUGCUCUCCCACAAGGAGCUUCGACGACAUAGCAAGUGCCUCUGAGGUAGCAGGCGAGGUUGAAUUGGGCGUUUAGGAGGAGGAAGAGGGGGAGCAUAUGUGAGUGUGGGUGCGGGAGAGGCAUGUGUUUAGGAGGCUGGGCACUGUCGAUGGGGCAGGUGGCGUGGGCAUCCAGAUGUGGGGAGCGCUGACUUGAGUAGGUAGGGGAAGGCCAGGAACGGAGGAAGCGGUAGCGAGGUGUUGUGAUUACCAUUCCAGGUGUAGGACUUCUGCAGAGAUGGGCUGUUUCCCAUGCUUCGAUUCUAAACCAAAGGAGAGGACGUCGCUGAAGAAGAAUGCCUACAACAGCAGCCAGCGUGAUGGACAAUCGCCAGCUGAUAAUCCCACCCCGCAAAUUUCCAAGCUUACCUCGGGUAACUCGAAGAAGUUCGAAACGAAUGAGUCUUUCGACAAGAAGGAGCCGGUGCGUGAAGAGAGCACGCCAAUCGACGCGCACACGUUCACGUUUCGGGAGCUAGCUGUGGCGACGAAGAAUUUCAGACCGGAGUGUCUGUUGGGCGAGGGAGGCUUCGGCCGUGUGUACAAGGGACGCCUGGAGAAUACCGGGCAGGAGGUGGCCGUGAAGCAGCUGGAUCGACGCGGGCUGCAAGGGAACCGAGAGUUUCUGGUGGAAGUGUUAAUGCUGAGUCUAUUGCAUCAUACGAAUCUUGUAAAUCUAAUUGGUUACUGCGCUGAUGGCCAGCAACGGCUGCUAGUGUACGAGUUUAUGCCGUUGGGGUGCUUGGAAGACCAUCUGCAUGGCCUGCCCCAGAACAAGGAGUGCCUGGACUGGAACACUCGUAUGAAGAUCGCGGUUGGAGCAGCUCGGGGUCUGGAGUACCUACACGACAAGGCGGAACCCCCUGUAAUUUAUCGGGACUUAAAGAGUUCGAACAUAUUGCUGGGUGAGGGGUUCCACCCGAAGCUGUCGGACUUCGGCCUUGCGAAGCUAGGUCCGGUGGGGGACAAGACGCAUGUGUCCACACGGGUGAUGGGGACCUACGGGUACUGCGCUCCGGAGUACGCGAUGACGGGGCAGCUGACGCUGAAGUCGGACGUGUACAGCUUCGGCGUGGUGCUGCUGGAGCUGAUCACUGGGCGGAAGGCGAUUGACGAAUCUCGGGGGCCCGGGGAGCACAACCUCGUAGCAUGGGCUCGGCCCAUGUUCAAGGACAAAAGGAAGUUUCAGUCCAUGGCAGAUCCAAUGCUACAAGGGCGGUAUCCGAUCCGUGGGCUGAAUCAAGCUUUGGCAGUAGCGGCGAUGUGCUUGCAGGAGCAGGCAGCGACGCGGCCACUGAUCGCCGACGUGGUGACUGCGUUAAGUUACCUAGCGUCUCAGAUUUACAAUCCUGGGGUGCACCCGUUGGGAUCAUCACGGUUCGCACCGGCAACGCCAUCUCACGAGAAACCACACAAGGAGAAGAAGGCACCGCCGGGUCCAAACGCACUGGAGGAGCGGAUGCUGAAGGAGCAGAGAGCUGGGAAGGUUGCUCCCUGGUCGCCAUCGCAACGGUCGCAAACAGCGUCGCUAGACUUGCGGGUGAAGGGAUCGAUGGGGGCUCGAGCUCGGGUGGUGAAUGGGAUGAUGCUGGAAUCACAAGAGUCACAGGGCUCCCAAGGAUCACAAGCCUUGGAGGAGUGGGAGAGGCGCAGCAGCGUGGGGAGGCGCGACAGUCCCAAACAUCAUGCCGCUCCUGCUGCGAGAACGGGCCGGGACGGAGGGAUGCAGCCCCAUGCUCCCACCCGUGAACGCGAGCGGGCGGUGGCCGAGGCACGGGUAUGGGGGGAGAACUGGCGGGAUCGGCAAAGGGGCCCGACUUAGUAAGAAACGAGAGGGAGGUUAGUAGGCACGCACGUAGGUAGGUAGGUAGGUAGGUAAGUAAGUAAGUGAGGAAGUGUUGGGGUGGUGAUGAAGUAGGUAGAUAGAUUAGAUGUGGGGCACUACUUUUGUGGUGUUGGGAUUGAAUUACUACCAUCAAGCAUGGAUGCCUCAUGCACACACUCUUGGGGAAGGAAUCAGCAUGGAUGGUUGAGUAUGGUGUAUCAACAUGGGCAUCAAGAGUUGCAGCUCUAGACAAACCAACAAACAAACAAACAAGCAAACAGGCCAACAAAAAAGAAACAUGGAAUAAAUUGAAUUCCAACCUUGUUUUGUAAGACCUUA
Molecule: messenger RNA, 2921 nt
Organism: Physcomitrium patens
Lineage: Eukaryota; Viridiplantae; Streptophyta; Bryopsida; Funariales; Funariaceae
Product: putative serine/threonine-protein kinase PBL7
Biological process (GO): protein phosphorylation
Molecular function (GO): protein kinase activity; ATP binding
Source: RefSeq, a predicted model, not a curated record